AUGUCAGGACCCGUGCCGAGCCGGGCCCGAGUGUACACCGAGGUCAACACUCACCGGCCCAGGGAGUACUGGGACUACGAGUCCCACGUGGUUGAGUGGGGAAAUCAGGAUGAUUUUCAAUUGGUGCGUAAACUGGGGCGUGGCAAGUACAGCGAAGUCUUUGAGGCAAUCAACAUCACCAAUAAUGAGAAGGUGGUGGUGAAGAUUCUCAAGCCCGUGAAGAAAAAGAAAAUUAAGCGUGAGAUCAAGAUUUUGGAGAACCUACGCGGAGGCCCUAACAUAAUCUCCCUCAUCGAUAUAGUGAAAGACCCUGUGUCCCGGACGCCCGCCUUGGUCUUUGAGCAUGUUAACAACACAGACUUCAAGCAACUGUACCAGACCCUGACAGACUACGACAUCCGGCUCUACAUGUACGAGAUCCUCAAGGCCCUGGACUACUGCCACAGCAUGGGGAUCAUGCACAGAGAUGUGAAGCCACAUAACGUGAUGAUUGAUCAUGAGCACCGCAAGUUGCGUCUUAUUGACUGGGGUCUGGCCGAGUUCUACCACCCAGGACAGGAGUACAACGUCAGAGUCGCCUCCCGCUACUUCAAAGGACCCGAGCUCCUGGUGGACUAUCAGAUGUACGAUUACAGUCUGGACAUGUGGAGCUUGGGCUGUAUGUUGGCCAGCAUGAUCUUCAGGAAGGAGCCCUUUUUCCAUGGACAUGACAACUAUGACCAGUUGGUGAGAAUAGCCAAGGUCCUGGGGACUGAAGACCUCUACGACUACAUCGACAAGUACAAUAUUGAGCUGGAGCCUCGCUUCAACGACAUUCUGGGAAGGCAUUCUCGUAAGCGGUGGGAGCGGUUUGUCCACAGUGAGAACCAGCACCUGGUCAGCCCCGAGGCGCUGGACUUCCUGGACAAGCUGCUGCGCUACGACCACCAGGUGCGGCUGACUGCCCGCGAGGCCAUGGAUCACCCGUACUUCUUCCCCAUCGUGAAAGAUCAGUCUCGUGUGGCCGGAGCCAACCUGCCCGGUGGGAACACAGCUGUCAGCUCAGCCAACAUGAUCACUGGUAUCUCUGCCUUGCCAGCCUCCACUGCCCUGGGCCCUCUCUCUGGCUCUCCGGUCCUAUCUGCUGCCACCAACGUCCUGAGCCCCCCGGUGCCCGCCGCCCCGCAGUGACGCCCCCCUCUUCCGCCUCUGGGCAGAUGCUAGACGGGGUGCCGCUCUGCCAGCCCUCACUACAUCCAACCUAACUUCGGUGUGACUUCGUCCCCUCCCGCCGAAGGACGCCGCCGUCUUAAGAAAAGAACGAUUUAUCCCUCUGCUCCUUUUCUUCCUCAAAUGAACUCGUUAGCCUGACAUCUGGAAUGAAUGUUCUGUGUAGUUUGAAAUAUACAGGUAUUCCUUUCAUUAUUUCCCAUAAGCCGUAGUGACUACAAAAGGGUGUGUGUGUGAGUCUGAGAGCGAGUGUCACCCCGGUGUGUUUUUUAGUUUGGACUGAAGGCAGUGGUCAAUAAGUACAUCAGCAGAAGGCGAAAGAAAGACGUUGGCUGUGAGGACAAAAAGGAGCUCCUCCUGUAUAGUUUACUGCUGCAGCACUUAAUCAGCCUCCUCACACGAGUCUCAGCACUCCAGAUUACAGCAUUUUGGAAGUGUUUGGUGCUGUUCAGUGCACCGGGUGUAUGUGAACACAAUGACACUUGAACACUUUCUCUGCCCGAGUAGUUCUGUCUUGCCUUUUUCUUACCAAACCAGAUCACCAGUCUUCUUUUUGAUAUGCGAUUCUCCGUCAUGAGUUUUUGUUUUGUGUCGAAAUGUCCCGGACUGCUGGAUACAGGUUUGCCACCACCGAGUGGUUUCGAUCAGCUCUAGUGUCGUACUCCGAUCUCUUUAAGGAGCCAGGUAAGGUUCAUUCAGGUUCUCAAAGAGAUGGUUUCUCAAACGUGCUGCUCUCCACUUCCUUGAAUUACUUCAAGUGGCUUUUCUUGAAUGACUUCAAGACAUAACCAAAGUUUACUCAGUCGGUUGGAAGACGAGACUGACCAAACCUAGUUUUGUUUUGUGGGAUUUACUCGUACUGUAAUGCAGGUUGACGAUGUGGUUCUAGUAUUUGUUAGAUGAAAUGUGAUCCAAUGAUCACGUGCAGGUGACUGAAGUGCUGUCAGAGUUAAGCUCUGUGAUGAGUGAGACGCUCUGGACCGGCUUUCAGCGACACCGAGUGUACCUGGAGGUCAGUUGUUAAAUAGCACUUGAAGGGUAGAGUUCUCCGUGUUUUAGUGCCAGAGUUUGAAAGUGUAAGUUUUAGACCCUGAUCUGUACCUAACCAUCUUUUUCAUUAUUUCUUUUCCAAACCUGCGAAAUGCAAAUAAAUCGGAACACGUAUACAUUGAACCGAGAAUGGAGCAUUUUGAGUCCCUACAUCACUGUAUAUAUUUUUAUGUCCUUCUGUAGAAGACUAGUAUUUGAGAAAUAUUCGUGUAAAUAAACGUGUUUUAUUUAUCAGGAA
This is a messenger RNA of Anarrhichthys ocellatus (wolf-eel), 2497 nucleotides long. RefSeq names its product casein kinase 2, alpha 4 polypeptide (gene csnk2a4). The record is from RefSeq and is a predicted model, not a curated record. Gene Ontology annotation, molecular function: protein serine/threonine kinase activity; ATP binding. Gene Ontology annotation, biological process: peptidyl-threonine phosphorylation; peptidyl-serine phosphorylation; regulation of cell cycle. The transcript has 12 exons. Lineage: Eukaryota; Metazoa; Chordata; Actinopteri; Perciformes; Anarhichadidae. Gene Ontology annotation, cellular component: protein kinase CK2 complex; cytosol; nucleus. Bases 1 to 1170 code for a protein of 389 amino acids.